AUGUCUGCCGACGAGAAGACACGCGUCUCCGGCGACGUCGUUCGCCCGGAGGCGGCUCAGGUCCUCCCGACCGUGAACCCCCAGGCCGAGAAGCCCCAGCCCGCGAAGGCGGCGCUGCACCCGGUUUUCUACGUCGUCACCUGGAUCGGCUUCAGUUCCUCCGUCAUUCUGUUCAACAAAUGGCUUCUGGACACCCUCAACUUCCGCUACCCCGUCAUCCUCACGACCUACCAUCUCACCUUUGCGACCGUCGUUACACAGGCCAUGGCGCGAUGGACGACCAUGCUUGAUGGCCGCAAGACGGUCAAGAUGACGGGCCGCGUCUACCUGCGCGCCGUUGUCCCCAUCGGCAUCUUCUUCAGCUUGAGUCUGAUCUGCGGAAACCUGACAUACCUCUAUCUCUCCGUCGCCUUCAUCCAGAUGCUCAAGGCCACCACUCCUGUCGCCGUCCUCAUCUCCGGCUGGACUCUGGGCGUCUCCCAACCCAACCUGAAGCAGUUCCUCAACGUCUCCGCCAUUGUCGUUGGUGUCAUCAUCGCGUCCUUCGGCGAGAUUCACUUCGUCACCAUUGGUGUUCUGUUCCAGAUUGGCGGCAUCAUCUUUGAGGCCCUGCGUCUCACCAUGGUUCAGCGCCUCCUGAGCUCCGCCGACUUCAAGAUGGACCCUCUCGUCUCGCUCUACUACUUCGCUCCCAUUUGCGCCGUCAUGAACGGAGUUGUCGCCCUCAUCUGGGAGUUCCCCAAGGUUACCAUGGCCGAGGUUUACCACGUCGGUCUCUUCACCUUCUUCCUGAAUGGUCUCUGCGCUUUCAUGCUCAACGUCUCGGUGGUGUUCCUGAUUGGCAAGACCUCUGCCGUCGUUCUCACCCUUUGCGGUGUCCUCAAGGACAUCAUGCUGGUCGUUGCCUCCAUGAUGAUCUGGGGCACUCAGGUUACUCCCCUGCAGUUCUUUGGCUACUCCAUCGCCCUGGGCGGCAUGGUUUACUACAAGCUCGGCUACGACCAGCUCAAGGGCUACAUGGGUGAGGCCGGCCGCCAGUGGGCCGAGUUCGGUGCCCGUAAGCCUGUGCUGCGCAAGCUCGCCGUCAUUGUCCUGUCCGUCUUCGUCCUCUUCACACUAUUCGGCGCUCUCGCUCCCACGUACGCUCCGGCCUACGACCCCACCAAGUUGACCAACGAGGUCACGAACCGCUUCAAGACGGGUGCCCAAUAA
Messenger RNA from Purpureocillium lilacinum, 1212 nucleotides. RefSeq lists its product as uncharacterized. Gene Ontology annotation, molecular function: antiporter activity. The record is from RefSeq and is a predicted model, not a curated record. NCBI's taxonomy places the organism in Eukaryota, Fungi, Ascomycota, Sordariomycetes, Hypocreales, Ophiocordycipitaceae. Gene Ontology annotation, cellular component: Golgi apparatus; trans-Golgi network; endosome.